Dovyalis caffra is the source of this 318-nucleotide messenger RNA. The record is from the annotation of a GenBank genome assembly. Lineage: Eukaryota; Viridiplantae; Streptophyta; Magnoliopsida; Malpighiales; Salicaceae.
AUGGUCCACAAUACAAGUACUGUUCCUGCUGGAGGCUAUUCUCAGAAUAAACGGCCGUAUCCUCCUCCUGCUCCUCCUCUUCCUCCUCCUCCAAAACGCAAUUCCUUUUAUGAUCACUUCAACAAAAGAAGCAUCCAAGACCCAAAUAAAAACUGGAAUAGUCAGCCAUAUUCAGCAGAGUCCCAGAUUCCUCCUAAUCGUGCAGCAACCCCCAAGCCGAAUCCUGGAAUCUUCAGCCCUUCAAGACCAUGUACACCGAUUACUGAAGGAAAAAGCGAAAGUAGGAAGCGGGUAACGCAUAGCCGUUUAAUUGCUUAA